AUGUUUUACGUGUUGCUUCUCAUGUCUUCCACAGCUGAGAACCAACCGCCGAAUAAUUCACUAACAGAACGUAAGGAGCAUCCAAAUCGAAUCAUCAAACAUCAUCGAACCGUCUCCUUACCAACUGGAUGUCCACUUUUUCAAGAGCCGUUGAAAAUAGUCCACGAAAGAACGCGGUCUGCGCCUUUGACAGGCGACGAGGUGGACCGCGCGUUCUUAGAGAAAGCCGCAUCGCAUUCGUCAUGUAAAACCGUUAAUGGAAUAGACGCUUUUGCGAAGAAGUCGCAAUGGCCGAGGCGAGCGAGUACGGGAACGAGAUUGUCAAAACUGUCACCAGCGCAUUCGAAGAAUGCGACCACGCUUCGCAACCGAUGUGACAGUAUGCCGUCACGUGCUAGUUCUUCGUUUGAGGUCGAGCGACCGCCACAGAGGCAUACGGACCUUAUUGAUGGUUUGGAAAUAUCUCGAGAUGACGUUGACUCAGUGGAAUGGCAUCGAACGCCACGCAUCCCUGAAGAACCGGAUUUUUGUGAACCUAUUAGGGAUUUGAUGAGCACGUCACUCCGCGGCAGCAUACAGCAUUCGCGGACAUCCUCAAUAGGGGUGGACGACUUAGCACUGGAGGCGACUCCAGUGCCCGAUGGUUACCUACCAAUGGCUCCGCGCCACGAAACCUUGGGCGGUCUGGUGUCGGCCAGCAGUGGGUCCGUUUGCAGCGGGACGCCGUCCACUGAUCCUCGGUUCAG
Hyposmocoma kahamanoa is the source of this 746-nucleotide messenger RNA. RefSeq lists its product as uncharacterized. The transcript has 4 exons. The record is from RefSeq and is a predicted model, not a curated record. The annotation marks the transcript as partial. NCBI's taxonomy places the organism in Eukaryota, Metazoa, Arthropoda, Insecta, Lepidoptera, Cosmopterigidae.